This is a messenger RNA of Exophiala xenobiotica, 1531 nucleotides long. RefSeq lists its product as uncharacterized. Gene Ontology annotation, cellular component: fungal-type vacuole; plasma membrane. Bases 220 to 1128 code for a protein of 302 amino acids. NCBI's taxonomy places the organism in Eukaryota, Fungi, Ascomycota, Eurotiomycetes, Chaetothyriales, Herpotrichiellaceae. The transcript is spliced from 4 exons. The record is from RefSeq and is a predicted model, not a curated record.
CUUCUACCUCGCCCUGGACAUUUAUUUCUUGAGCAACAUCGUCUUUUAUAAGCCAUCGCGCUGUCCUUUUUGUGGGAACAUUGAAUUUGUACUUCCCUCUCAUUUCAAAGAAUGACCAGCGUCUGACUGAGAGAUCCCAAGUCCGUCUAUUCGAUUUACUCGCCAAUUCCUUGUCGAUCUUCCGCCUCGGGUCUCCGUCCCUUCUAAGUCAUAUACAAAAUGUCGUCCAACGGCACACACCACGCUCGUCGAUAUUGUACACAGAUAACUCCGGAAUGUCCUGUGGAACUAACGACUUACGGCUAUUAUCCCAAUCUCAGUGUCAAUUCAUUCUUCAUUGCGCUGUUUGGCCUAUGUCUGUUUGUUCAACUAGGCCUGGGCACAUGGCGACGGACAUGGACCUAUCUUGGUGUCGUGGCCGUGGGCUGUUUUGGUGAAGCUGUCGGCUAUAUUGGACGAGUCAUCAUGCACUCCAAUCCCUGGUCUCCUGCAGGAUUCAAGACUCAGAUCUGCUGCCUGGUUCUCGCACCUAGCUUUUUGGCAGCAGGUAUCUACGUCACGCUGAAGCACCUCGUCCUCUACUGUGGCCCGGAGCAUUCGAGACUGAAACCGAGGCUAUACCCCUGGGUUUUCAUUGGUUGCGAUUUUGGAUCGAUCGUGCUGCAGGCCAUUGGCGGCGGUACUGCCGCGGCCGCCGGUGAUCAAGGCCAAAACAAGAAACUGUUGGAUGUUGGUGAUGGAUUGAUCGUGGCCGGUAUCGCUUUUCAAGUUGCCACAAUGGCCGUCUGCGCUGUGCUCAUGCUCGACUACUUCCUUCGCUUCCAGAAGGCCAAAAAGGCAAACUCGGUCACCCAUUCGGAAAGCGAGUAUGAGAAAAAUGCGACUGAUGCUAAGACGAGUCGGAAUUUCCGCAUUUUUUGCUUUGCGAUUGGAUUUGCGUUCCUUACGAUCUUCAUCCGAUGCAUCUAUCGUCUUCCUGAAAUGGCAGGUGGCUGGGGAAAUUCUCUGAUGCAAAAAGAGACCGAAUUUUUAGUGCUUGAUGGCAUGAUGGUGGGCAUUGCUUCUGUGUUGAUGACCGUCUUUCACCCCGGGUUCUUCUUUGAACCAAUGAGGAAAUUCAAGAAAUGAUCUUCCUCCGUAUAACUGCAUUAGCCGGCGCCCUGCGAAGUGGACCACAACCGUGAUGGAUGACAGCCGAGAAUAGUGAUGGAGCAUCUUGACGAGCAUCAAGCAUGUUAUGAUAAGCAGCGCGAAUAUUGCCUAGAAUAUAUGAUCGCUACAGUAGCCUUCGGGCCUUGGGAAAUGGAAGGUUAUUAAAUUCCACCGCAGCUCCCAAAUGUCGUGGUGGCCUACAUGUUAGAUGCUGCUGAUCUUCUUACUCAAGGUCGAUGGCCUGGAAUACUUGCCAUUGAUGUCACUAGAUAUAUAGUCCGGCGGUGAUAACGUGGUGAGACAGAGACGUCGUCCGAGGCUUUCCGGGCAGGCCGAACACGAACUUUGCGGCUUGCCAAGUCCGAUACCUGAACGUAGG